Aspergillus saccharolyticus JOP 1030-1 is the source of this 576-nucleotide messenger RNA. RefSeq lists its product as uncharacterized. Lineage: Eukaryota; Fungi; Ascomycota; Eurotiomycetes; Eurotiales; Aspergillaceae. The transcript has 2 exons. The record is from RefSeq and is a predicted model, not a curated record. The coding region runs from base 179 to 502 and encodes 107 amino acids.
AAGAGAUAUAUAGAUAUACUUGCAUCUGCAUAGUCGGCGCUUGUUCACAUAAGCUUUCCUUAGUCUUCCGCUUGUGCAUGGAAGGGUUUUCCCCUUUUCAGGAAAGCAACCAGCGCCUCCAGUUGGAGCCCGUCCAACUCCCAAGAAGCGAGGGUUGUAUGUGCAUACGUAUAGUGAAAUGGGGCCACUGGGCCCGGCUUCUUGCUGGCCCUACGGCAAGACGGGAAUUUGGCAAGUCAGUUUCUCUAGCCUGGGCACUAGAAGAGGAGUCGGGCCCCGGUGGAAAACUCUAAGCCGGUUAAGAGAAGUGGGUAGGCAUUGUUGGACUUCUUGGGGUACGCGUGGUCAUCGGCCGAAAAGUGGCCGGAGGAACGAAGUAGACCAGUCUGGAUGCCAUCAAGCGACUCAAGUACGUGUGUGUAGUUACUGUGUAUCAAUUAUUGUUGUUUGUUUUGAAGAUCAACUUCCUCGAUCAGAUGGAGCCACCAGGAUCGAGCACUGAUAAUCGCAGAUGAAGUAAACACUUUUCCAGGUAGGCGCACUAUAUCGUCAUCCAGGAGGGGAAGCGAACAGGGC